CUGGAGGCACAGCACAUUGCGAGCGCAUAUCGUGACGCUCAAGGAGCCGGGACACCCAUGGCUAUCAAAUGGAUUACUCUGCCAUACACUUGUGAACUCCAACAACACAGCGCGGACAAUACGGUCAGGAGGCACACAAAGGACCUGCACAGAGCUUGCAGAAAUUGUUUGUCACACUGACAGAAAAUAAAAAAAAACUACCUGGCUUUAAUGAGGACGCGUUCAUUCAGGAGCCAGCUGAUAGCAGGCUGAGCGGAGGGACUUGGACUGACAGCACUGAAGAUGUGAGUGAAUAUUUUGGGGGGGAACUCUCUUGCCUCUUGUAACACAGCUGUAUCAAGUGGAUCACAACCAACAAGACGAGAGCAUAACACACACCAAGAGAAAAGGACACGCGUGAGAAAGCUUACCAUGCACUGACAACAAGGAAUGGAAAGCAUCAGUGUGGAAACGGGCUGGGAUGGGUUGGCCCUCUCCUCUCUGGUCGCCACAGGAAAGAGCAACUUCUCCUCCUCGUCUUUGUUUGUCUCUGAACUGAACUCCCUGAACAGUUCUCACAGCGGGGGGUCCUUCUUCGGGAUCUUCCCUGAGAAUGGUACUACCACCACGCCUCACACCCUGCCCCAGCCCAGGAUGAGGGACCUGGGCCUUGCCCGGGCAGAGAUCGCAGUGCUCGGGGUGGUGCUGGCUCUUACCACCCUGGGGAACAGCUUUGUGCUGUGGGUGCUGCUGAGGAGGAGGAAGCACAAUGCGCCAAUGCACGUGUUCAUGGUGAACCUGUGUGUGGCUGACCUGGCGGUGGCCCUCUUUCAGGUUCUUCCCCAGCUAAUAUGGGACAUCACAGAAAAGUUCCAGGGGCCUGACUUUCUCUGCCGGUCCAUCAAGUACUUGCAGAUUGUGGGCAUGUUUGCUUCCUCCUACAUGAUAGUUGCCAUGACAGUAGACCGACACCAGGCCAUCUGCUGCCCUUUGCAGGCCUACCGUGGGGGAGCGAUGUCCCGCUGGAACACCCCUGUCAUGGUGGCCUGGGGCUUGGCGCUAGUUCUCAGCAUACCGCAGGUGUUCAUCUUCUCUCGGUCAGAAGUGGCUCAUGGAGAGUUUGAGUGCUGGGGUCACUUUGCUGAGCCGUGGGGGCUGAAGGCCUACGUCACCUGGAUGACCGUGGCUGUAUUCCUCCUGCCCGCACUCAUCAUUACCAUCUGUCAGAUAAGAAUCUUCCGAGAGAUUCACAAUAACAUCUACCUGAAGUCAGAGAGGAUGGUGAUGGCUGAGCUGAAGAAGAACGAAAUCUUCUUCCGCUUUCACAGUUUUAAGAAGGUGGACGAACGUGCCAGGGAGAGGGGGAGACGGGCAUCCGGAGGAGGGGUCAGGGAUGGCAGAGGGGGACAGCUCUUAAAGGGUGUGAAUAACAAUCCACACAGUAACACCCAUAGCAGCCAAGAGUGUUACGACUACGUACCAACAGCUAUUCAGUACAACAGUUGCUGUGGGGAACAUGUGACAACAGCAUUGCCUACACAGCAGCACUGUGCACUGAACAACUCAGAUUGCCAUGACGAGCUGGCCUCAGGCUCACCACGCUGCUCCCUUGACUAUGCCCCCCCUCCCCCUCCAGCCACUCCGCCUCCAAGCAUCACUAAAGCCAUGUCCAAGACGGUGAGGAUGACUCUGGUCAUCGUGUUGGUCUAUACUAUCUGCUGGUCACCUUUCUUCAUUGUGCAGCUUUGGGCGGCCUGGGACCCCAACCCUCCAGACCAAGCAGGCGUGGCCUUCACCAUCCUGAUGCUGCUGGCCAGUCUGAACUCGUGCACCAACCCGUGGAUCUACACAGCUUUCUCCAGCAGCGUGUCCAGAGAGAUGCAGAACCUGCUGCAAUGUCGGUCACGAGCUGGCCGCAGGGGCUCCCUGCCUGACGACUCCACCACCACACACACCUCCACCACCAAGGACAGCCUGUACUGACAGAGACUGAUGAAACAGAUACAGACAUAUUUGAAAAAGACAUGCACGGAUGCACGUGGGCCCUUUGCAAGGACGUGCCGUUGUACAUAACUCUGCCACCAUCACCUCCAGCGUCGCAGCCUGAGAGCAGAGCAUGUUGACCUCUACCAGAUGUUUCCAACAAUAAAGGACAGCUGUACUGUCAACAGGACCUCUAUCUGUAAUCACCGGUCCUCUCCACCCCAGCAGAGGGGAAGGAUGUCAUUGAGGAUAUCAACACCAUUUGAUGAGGGCACUGUGGAAUAUACAGUGACAGCAUCUGUGAUGCAAAAUGGCCUUGAAAGUAAAGAGAUUUUCACCUCAGCUGUGGAUAGGACCCUUUGCAUUGAUUCAUACGAGAAAAACUCUUUCCCUGCCCAGACAGAGUGGAGGAGCAGGAAUGCAAGGGGUGGAUCACUGCAUUAAUAGCCUUACGGCACGCCUAAUGUACAAAGCAGCAGACAGGGCUAUGGGUGUAGAGAAAACAAAGCAGUAGGCGAAGGGAAAGAGACAGAGAAACACAUACGGGCAGAGAGGGAGAGAGCGAGACUGCUGCUGGACUGAGAACAGACAGGGGAUGACAUGGAUGUUACAGCUGCAGGAACAGCCCUGAGAAGGCUGCAGGAGAAAUCUAAUAAUGUGAACAAACGUUGUUGAAUUAGAGAAAGUGGAUGAGAGGCGGAUGCUUGAGGCUGAAUUCAUAUUCGCUCAGAAGGAAUCCAGUUCCAUGGAAAAAGAGUGAUUAGCAAGAUGGACGCAGAUUCACUCAUGAGGGCAGUGCGGUAGAGUCAACACACUGUCCCACGAGGAACUGGAAUGGCGUGGAUUACUGCAGACAGACAAACACAUACACACACACACAAAAGAACCAGAGGUGACAGAAGGGGGAUUAAACCUAGAAGAAUACAAAUGAACAAUCCAAAUUUCUGCAACUAACCGGGACACAAUUACCUGAUUGUGUUUUGUACAAACACAACAUAUGAGGUACAUAAAAUUACCUUCCUGUCAUGCUCUCCUUAAUGAACAUUAUGCAGAAGAUGCAGGAAGGAAACAAACAGCAUUCCAUGCACAGUGAUGAACAAUGUAAAGUAUAUUUAUUAAAAAUGUAAGGCACAUUAUAUAUUACUACUUUUUGUGUAAGAUGAAUGUUGAAUGUGUAACAGAAAACAACAAGGGGAUGUCAAACCAAAGAUUUUUUAAAGCUCAACUCUGUCAGUUCAGGUCUUAAUAGUCAUUGCAAAGCUUCAACAGAUACGACACAUAGAGUGCUGCAGGGGUGACGUUUUUUCUGUAGGUCAAUAUAGAAGAUAGCAUCACCCUGGUUCCCUUGAAAAAAGCCAGUGGGAUUUUUGCAUUGGAUUUUGGAUUAUUGCAGAAAAUAAGCUCUAUCACAAACAAAAGUUUAUAGUUCUUGCAUGUUUUGUUCAGCAAGAUAAUCUUCACAAAUGAAAACCACUCUUAUGACUUUGAAGUGUAAAUGUAGUCACUACAAGUAAAAAGCCAACAUUGUGCUAUAAACAACACCAUAGUUACGUGACCUAACAUCACCACCACCACGAGGCUGUGAAACUGUGUUCACUUGUUACACUUAAAGGCUCCAAAAUUUACAAAUGGGGUAUUUAUGUCACAGAACAAAAUGUUAAAGUCUUUUAAGCUUGCGUUAACCACAGACUUUACUUCAGGCAUCUAACCAAAAAAAAAAAACCCCACUGACUUU
This is a messenger RNA of Epinephelus lanceolatus (giant grouper), 3697 nucleotides long. It is a transcript of the gene avpr2aa, whose product is annotated as arginine vasopressin receptor 2a, duplicate a. The record is from RefSeq and is a predicted model, not a curated record. Gene Ontology annotation, biological process: G protein-coupled receptor signaling pathway; cellular response to hormone stimulus; positive regulation of vasoconstriction. Gene Ontology annotation, cellular component: plasma membrane. NCBI's taxonomy places the organism in Eukaryota, Metazoa, Chordata, Actinopteri, Perciformes, Serranidae. Gene Ontology annotation, molecular function: peptide binding; vasopressin receptor activity.